UAUAAUGUUUCGCCAGGGAUCUGCAGGUAACUUUUUCCUGACUUUCCGAAUUUUCAUGGAGUUCCCCAUUUUCGUCAGUCACUUAACGUUUAUUCUAACCCGGCCAAAAAGCUCGAGAUGGAUUUCUUGGUGCCCCUGUCCUCACUUCCGGCCUUGCUGUGCGUGCCACUACUAGUGGGAUCCCUGUGCUUGGUGCUUAACUACCUGGUGUACUCGCGGCGCGUGGCCGAGUGGCGCAAGUCGAAGAUCCCUUUUCUGGAGCCGAGCUUCUUGAUCGGGCACAAGUACUUCUGGAGCGUGGGCAGCAACUCCGCCGUCGUCCCCAUCGACCGCAUCUACCGGGAGAAUAAGGACAAGGACCUCGUCGCUUUCUUCAUCGCCACCAUGCCUGUCGUCCUCGUCCGAAGCCCGGCACUCAUCAAACAGAUACUCGCGAAAAACUUCAACCAAACGUUCGAAACUUUCUUGGCAGCUCCGCCUCAUAACAAGAUAGCGCAGCACGUGCUGGUUCAGAGCACGGACAAAGGCCUAUGGAAAUCCGACCGAAACACCCUCUCACCCAUGUUUGCCACAAGAAGAGUGAGCGGCGAGCAAUUCGGCAGGAUCUCGAACCAGAUCACCAACAUGUUCACCCACACCGAGCAUGCUCGCCUCCAGGGAAAGCCCAUCAACACACAGCAGGUUACUAUGAAUUUCAUCCAGGACGGCUUUUCUAGCAGCUUUUUUGGUCUAGAUUCCAAUUCGUAUGAGAAGCAAACGGAGCUUCGUAAGCUUGUUCAAAAGUUCGUUAAGCCAGGAUGGAGCAGACUGCUGAGUGGCUUCAACCUUCAGGAAGUUCAAGCUUUCGAGUCGUUGAAAUUCCUCUCUCAGAAAGACAUGGAUUCGAUGAAAAAUUUGCUCCAGAAGCAAGUAACGAAGAGGAGUCGAACCGGUGGCAAUGAAAAUGACUUCAUCGACAUCCUCGUUGACCUUAAGGAACAAGAUCAAGACAAAAAAAAAGACUCAGAGAUGGACAUCACGAAUGAAAUGAUCGGUCUCGGACUAUCCUUAUUGUUUUCCGGGGCGAUUUCAGUUGGGACUGUGGCGAGUUUUACCUUGCACUUAUUGUCUCUUCACCCUGAAUACCAAGAUCGAGUAAGAGAAGAGGUUGAAGAGGUCAUGAAGAAGCACAACACUACAGAAUUCACUUACGAAGUUGUUCGUGAUCUCCACUUCGUCGACCAGUGUCUACGCGAAACUGUGCGUUUGUAUCCGAAUAACACAGCAUUAACGAGGGUAUGUACGCAGGACUUCAAUCUGGCUGGAACUGACUACACUCUCAAAAAAGGCCAGCGAGUCAUUUUCUCCCCAUACUCUGUUCACCACGACCCGGAAUACUUUGAGAACCCGGAUGGAUUCGAUCCGGACCGCUUCAGCUCGAAAAACAAAGAUAGUAUCGACGCUUUCCUUGCUUUUGGCAAGGGACCCCGAAAGUGUCCAGGUAAGAACGUUGGUCUCCUAAUGGGGACGGCUCUGAUUGGCUCUCUGGUGCACAAAUACGAAAUGAGACCACGCUCUCACACGAAGCAGAUGGACGCGUACAAUUUUCAUCCGCGGAGUUUCGCCAUUGUCCACGAAGAUGACAUCCUCGUCGACUUAAUGCCUCGAGAAAUUCUCGCAUGCUGAGGGAGAUAUUGCGAAAUUUUUGGUCGAAAUAAGUCUUAUUUGAUUUUUUUGCUGAUUAAGAACCUCGUGUGUUUCAUGAGUUUUUAGGAAUAAAUGUAAAAAGUUA
Molecule: messenger RNA, 1771 nt
Organism: Bemisia tabaci
Lineage: Eukaryota; Metazoa; Arthropoda; Insecta; Hemiptera; Aleyrodidae
Product: cytochrome P450 6B7
Molecular function (GO): heme binding; monooxygenase activity; oxidoreductase activity, acting on paired donors, with incorporation or reduction of molecular oxygen
Source: RefSeq, a predicted model, not a curated record